Messenger RNA from Cetraspora pellucida, 714 nucleotides. The record is from the annotation of a GenBank genome assembly. NCBI's taxonomy places the organism in Eukaryota, Fungi, Glomeromycota, Glomeromycetes, Diversisporales, Gigasporaceae.
AUGGGCAAGGCUCUUUCUGUCGCGCGUUCCACCAUUGAAAAUGAAAAGCGUGAAGAAAUGGAAAAAUCUCUUAGAAUGCUAGAUUUUAUGGAAACUAUGUUAAAAUCCAAAAUGGAAAGUUUUACGAAUUCACUAAAACAUCCAUCUGACGAUACGCAUCAGGUACUUCUUGGAACUAUUGUAGACCAGGUCACUGAAUACACUUUAAAUGCCACUGAAACUAGUGCCUCAGAAGUUGUUAAUAGAGUAAUCGAUCACUUCUUAAGCAAAGACAUUAUAUCAGGAUUUAAAGAAGUGAUUACAUACGCGGUACACGCCAUCCUUAAUAAUGAAACCAUUGGAGAAAGCUACCGUCAAGAAUAUUACUUAUUGAUUGAACAUAAUGCGCUAGUUCGGAUUGAUAUCCUAUUCUACAAAUACGAGUUCGGUUCUAAUGGAAUUACUGAUCAACUUCAGAAUAUAUUUUGUUAUAUGUUUUAUAAGAGCGUAAUUCCAACAAAAAAAGUUGACCACAACUUAUUAAUAUACACUAUAUCUAAGUACAUUAAUAAUACCAGCGAACAUCAACCUCACAAUGAGACUAUUAAAAAGUAUAUCAAAGAAUGGAAGGAUUUUCGUAAGGACUUGGAAGCUGAUGAUAAUGAUAAAGAGGAUACUAAAUCCGAUAAUAAUAAUAAACAGGAUACUAAAUCAAUUGACUCUAAAAGCAAUUGA